CUCCACUUGUGCGGCCUUCUCCGCUGAUGGAAAGCUGCUAUCCACUGCAGGUUGGGAGGAUAAAAAUGCGUACAUAUGGGACAUCCAAGACAUCCUCAAAACAGCUGGCCUAGAAGAUCUCCUGUCCAUACCUGAUGCACAAAAAUCCGAACUCAAAAAGAAGCUUUUCAAGGAUAAAGCACAUUUCUCUCUCCGAGCCAUCGCAGGACAUAGAAGGCAAUUCGUUUUUGGAGGCUGAUGCUACACAAGGUUUCAGCCAGUUCGGGGAAGAUGAACUUUCACCAGGAUUUUUUGACAGUCCGCAAGUCGAUGCUCAUUCCCCCGCAGCACUUGGUGCCCGUGUGAGGUUUUCUGCAUUACUUGGUCGCUUUCCCUACCUCCUUCACCGUUCCGAACCCAAUCAAGCGACAGAAACUCAGCAGCCUCCAGUGCCUUUGGAGUCACGCUCGCGUGUGCUCUUCGACCGCCUAUCCUCACUCCUUCAUUCUCCGCCAAAUACUCAUGAGAUAUCUGAACCUUCGCAACCUCCAAUGCUUUCGCGAUUAAGUCCCCGAGUGCUCCUUGGUGACUUAUCCGAACCUUUUUCCCGCCCUCGAAUCUACGUCAAGGAAACAACCGAACCUCAGCGAUCCAAAACGCCCCGGAGGUCACGUCCAGUGUUGCCUAGUGCCAACUACGUCUCAUCUCAGUUGUCAUGUCAACGAUGUUGCCGCGAUGCGGGACAGGGAGGUGUUAGUUGUUGCUCGUCGGCCCGAAACUGCUAGUGAAAUAGCCAGGCGCGUCAAGAACCCUAAACCAUGGGUUCGUGUGGUAUUUUUUCUCUGUUGUGUGUCUCCAGGUACCGACGACGUCACUAGCAGCACAUAAACACCUAUUUUUUUCAUCACUUUAGUUCUUUGUUUCCACCUGCCUUAUUAUCAUUGUACCAAAUAUCAUGUAUUUCUGCGCGUAUUGACACACCAGCGCAUGUUUCUGCAUGAAUUCCAGUCAACUUGCAUGUAGCCUAACUUCACGCAAUACU
Messenger RNA from Suillus plorans, 1021 nucleotides. RefSeq lists its product as uncharacterized. NCBI's taxonomy places the organism in Eukaryota, Fungi, Basidiomycota, Agaricomycetes, Boletales, Suillaceae. The coding region runs from base 135 to 764 and encodes 209 amino acids. The record is from RefSeq and is a predicted model, not a curated record. The transcript is spliced from 7 exons.